Molecule: messenger RNA, 666 nt
Organism: Postia placenta MAD-698-R-SB12
Lineage: Eukaryota; Fungi; Basidiomycota; Agaricomycetes; Polyporales; Adustoporiaceae
Exons: 8
Coding region: 1-666 (221 amino acids)
Source: RefSeq, a predicted model, not a curated record
AUGGCCGAGGAGAGGGCCGCCACGGGGCCUGAGCAGGUACUUGAGUACGAGCUUAUGAAAGAGUCCGCGAUCACCAUGCGAGAAAAUUCCGACUCGGAGACUUCACCACCAGAGACCGCGUACGCACUGAUCACAGUAGUCGCCUUGCCUAGUGUCAUUGGCACGGACGACCUCUGGAUCGCGAGAAUGAAUACAAUCGACGAGGACGAUGCCAAGGAGAGGCCCAGCAGCUUGGAUCAGCCACCAACGUCUCUGACGGCCCAUGCACUUCUCAUCUUCUUGCUCUUCACUAUGAUUGCUGAUCCCACCGGCAGAGCGACCGAGGGAGCAUUGAUAACGUUUCACAUUCUCGCCAUCUUGGUCCUAUGCGCACAGGCGGUCCAUUUCGUACUGCGUCGCAAGAAUCGUGGGCCCGAGCCCCGGGUCACAUUCAUGUUCGCUCUAGUCGUAGGGUUUAUCUCAACACCCGUCAUGACGGUUGGAAUCGCCUACAGAGAGAUGAAGAACAUGCCGGACAUACACAGGAUCACACCGUUCACGCAUGAUCUUGAAAGCGGAGGAAGAGAAACGCGUGUGCGCCGGACGGCCCCGAGGAGCCAAGGCAUACGGCCGCUGGUGCUCCCCAGUGAAAAGCCUCAACAGCCGCAGCCUGUUUACUAUGGGUAA